Messenger RNA from Ornithodoros turicata, 1643 nucleotides. RefSeq lists its product as uncharacterized. NCBI's taxonomy places the organism in Eukaryota, Metazoa, Arthropoda, Arachnida, Ixodida, Argasidae. The transcript has 12 exons. Bases 232 to 1611 code for a protein of 459 amino acids. The record is from RefSeq and is a predicted model, not a curated record.
CAGUUCCUGUGUGCCACUUGUGAAGAGGACGAGGAACGUUCCUGUUCGUGUAACGAGUCGCCUCCUCUGCCCAGUCAUUCGCUGCCGCACUUGCUCUACAGCCCUGUUUGAUCCUUAUCUAUUACCAGUCGCACGCAAAGGAAUCUGCAAGCAUGGGAGACGAGUCUGCGAUGUCUACGAUGUCAGGAAUGUCGGGGAUGGAAUCCAGUCAGUCCCAAGGCUCGACUGUAGAUGCUCCAGCAGGAGGCGGAGGCGGGUAAGUGUUUCGACGACAACCUGACUGCAAGGUUAUCCGGAGCCGUCACAGUUUUCAUGGUGGCCCGAAGAGGAGCAACAGAUAGUGGAGCUUCUCAUUUUUCCGUAUGUCUUUACAGAAAGAAGAUGAUAGUCAUUGGUGUCGUCCUCCUGCUCCUUGUUGGGGUUGGAGUAGGCAGCUUCCUUCUAGUGGGACAAGGCAAGGAUGUCGAUGAUGAUGGUGGUGGUAGCGGUUCAAGCUCAUCACCGGCAACCGCCAACCCUGAUGAUGCGUUGCUUCCACCUCCACAAAAUCCUUCAGGUCCAGUACCACCUGCGCCCACUCCAAAGGCCCGACCGCAGAAGCCCAUGGAGAACUUCGUGAUGUGCACGGUCGGUGUUCGCUUUAGAGAUCCAGAGAAGUACAAGGACGUGCCAUGCGACUACAUCGUAUUCGACAACGUUGUUGCAGUUUCAACGGGGAUUAUUCCCACUCAAGAUUUCACUGCAUGGAAACACUUCCUCGAGCUUGUCGCCAUGGCCCUAGUGACGCCAAUGCCUGGUAUCUCUUUCGUGGACGAGACCUCUGAUGCAAGCUACGCUGCCCCAGGAAAACAGCUCUUGAAGGGCAUGGCUGACAAAGGAAUCGUCGCCUACGGCGUCGGCUAUGUAAAUAUUCCAGCAAAGACGGCAGAUGUGUCCAAAAUAAUCAGCAGCCUAAACAGCUUUUUCAGUAGCCUGGCAGACGCAAACUCUACCAUAGUAGGAAAAGGCACAUUCAUGACUACCUUCUGCUUUAUCGAUGGCGGUGGUAGUACCCCGGAGAGUCUUCAAGAGUUCCUGCAAAAGUUCACUGGGAACCUGGUCGUCUCAAGGACACACGUAAUGUUACCGCCCGCCACCUUCCCCGAACAGUGCCGGUUUUAUGCCACAUCAAGUUGGAGUUAUUUCGGUGUCUGGGAUAAUGUGGCACGUCCUAAAUUCCCUGUCGGCGUGACUUUUUCCAUGGGGGUCCAGCUCGGUGCUUUCAACAUGACGAUUUCUGGGGCCUUACCAAGUCCUCUAAAGACUUGCACCUACCAGUCAGUGACCAGCUACGACGAUUGGUGUCCAUUGAAAAGCACUGAAAAGUAUGAUCAACAGACCAUGGAGGUGCUAAAUCGUGCCGACCAAGUUGUGGGCAGCUACUCCACCGCACAGUCUGCGGCGGCCUUGAUAAAGAAGUUCAUACAAAAAAUCAAGUACACAGUUGGAGUGCUGGUUGCUGAUAUCCAGUUUGAUAUCAUUGAUUCGACAGCCUGUACAGAGUCGUCUCUGGCCAGGGUAACGACCAUCGCCGAUCUAAUACACGGCCAGGCUCAAAAGCCGAAUCCAUAAGCCCUGUGACUAAUAAAUGUAUCUGAAAGCCA